AUGCCCUGCUCCGGUGCGGCGAGGAGGAGGCGGGGCGUCGCCCGCCCGCCGCGCGCAGCGCGCGGCGAUGCGUCGUCCCCGGUGUUCGCCAAAAUCACCGUAUCCGAUCCCAAGAAGCACGCGGAGCCCAGCGGCGCGGGUGCCGCCGGUGUGAUCCCGGGGUCCGGCAGCUACUUCUCUUACCUCAUCACCACCCGUCUUGCUGGCGGCGGCGGGGAGGUCCGCGUGCGGCGGCGCUUCCGCGACGUGGUGGCCCUAGCGGACCGCCUUGCCGCAGCCCACCGCGGCCUCUUCGUCCCGGCCCGGCCUGACAAGAGCGUUCUCGAGGGGCAGGUCAUACAGCGCCACGACUUCGUGAGCCAGCGCUGCGCUGCGCUCCAGCGCUACCUCUGCCGCCUUGCGGCGCACCCCAUCGUCGGCCAGAGCCCUGAUCUCCGCACGUUCCUCACGGAGCCUGGUGCCAUCCCCGCCUUUCAGGGUGAGGCCCCACGGUACUGGACUACCACUGUGAAUGCUGCUGCUCCACUGGUGCCGACGAAAGCUGGGAGGGACUUGUUUGGGAUGUUUAAGGGUCUCAAGCAGACGGUGGUGAAUGGACUGGUUGCAACAAAGCCUCCACCUGUGGAAAAGGAGACAGACACGGAGUUCCUGGCGCACAAGGCUAGGUUUGAGGACUUACAGCAGCACCUCACCACAACAUCGCAGCAGAUGAGCAGGUCACAGAUAAAAUUAAACUCUGAAAUUGUGAAACACCUGGGUAGUAUCCAUGAACACUUGGAGAUGAUGAUAUCAGUUCAUCAUGCAUUUACAGAUCGCUCUAAUGCUUUACAUUACGUACAAAGUCUGUCAGCAGAUUUGUUUUCCUUGCACACCAGGGCAGGGAGACUUGAAUCUUCAUCAGCAAGAGAUAUGGGGCAUGAGUGGUCAACAUAUCAGAAAGUAGAGGGGUUGAAAGAAACAAUAAGAUCAGCGGAAGCAGCCAAAAGUGAUGCAGUUAGAGAAUAUGAAAGCAUUAAGGAAAACAACAAGAUUGAAAUAAAAAGAUUUGACAAGGAAAGACGCCAGGAUUUCAUCGAGAUGCUGAAAGGUUUUGUGGUAACUCAGGUGUCUUAUUCAGAUCAUUUUGCUAAUAUGUGGACAAAGGUAACAGAGGAAACAGAAGUAUAUGCAAACAGGAGCAACUGA
Messenger RNA from Miscanthus lutarioriparius, 1185 nucleotides. Lineage: Eukaryota; Viridiplantae; Streptophyta; Magnoliopsida; Poales; Poaceae. The record is from the annotation of a GenBank genome assembly.